This is a messenger RNA of Caenorhabditis angaria, 1533 nucleotides long. Lineage: Eukaryota; Metazoa; Nematoda; Chromadorea; Rhabditida; Rhabditidae. The record is from the annotation of a GenBank genome assembly.
AUGAAAAUCGUCUUAACAGAGGAAAUCACGAAGAAUGCAGCUCAAGAAGCCUGUGAAAUACUUGGAGCAAAUUCAACAGGAUUUCAAAGUUCCAGUGAGAGAGUUCAAGUUGCAAGUAAAAUCAAGUUAAUGGUAGCGACAAAUACAGCUGCCCAGAAAAAUUAUAAAAGUGAGACAGGCGGUAAAUUCUGGGUUGGAGCUGAGAGAAAAAAAUCAUGUUCAACUGUAAAUUCAUGCGGAGAUGAAACUGUGGAUGCAUAUGAAUGGACCGAUGGAAAAACAAGUGGAACAGAUGGAAUGAAAUGGCAAAGUGGACAGCCAGAUUUUUAUCAGUAAGUUCAUUUGACAAGGGAACUGUUUCAGCUUUCACUCUAUAUUUAAAAUAAAAUAUAUUUUUUCUAGUAGUUUUCGACACGCUGAUCACGAUUCCGUCGUCUAAAAUUGCAGAACUCAAUUCCUAACAUGAGUUAUGACGUGUCAAAAUUGGAAAAUUUCGAAAAAUUGGUACUUCAGGAGAUCAAAACUCGCUUUCAAAAUGUUUUCAUGGAAAUGUGAAUUCUGACCCUCCGAAGUACGAAUUUUUCAAAAUUUACCAACGAUAAUUCAUGUUAGGAGUCGAGUUCUGCAAUUUUAGACAGCGCGAUCGUGAUCAGCGGGUCUAACAAGGGAACCUUUUUUACUCAACACUUCAAAUCAUGAUGAAAUUUUGUCCAUGGACAGUUUUUGGGGCCAUAAGAACACCCUAAAAAUUUUGGUCUCCCAAUGGACCUCUGAGCCAAGUUCUGGGCUCUCAAAAGUUCAAAAAUUGUCAAAAUCGGCUCAUAAAACACGUCAUAACUCAAUUCCCGAUCAAUUUUAUGAAAAAUUGAGUAGCAGAUGAUGAUCAGCGUGGUCGUUUUACCCAAAAAGCAUAAAUAAAUCAAAUGUUCGGAAAAAUUUUUGAUUUUGAAAAAAAGUAUGAGCAGGGGCACAUAUGACUUUUCAUGAAUUUUCAGCCCAAAAAUAAAAAACUUCAAAAUUUUUCGAAAUAAUAUUUUUUAUUGAUUUACUUUUAGGUAAUCGACCAUGCUGAUCAAUAUCUGAAACUUCAUUUCUCCCAAAAAAAUUUUGAAAUGGAGCUAUGAUGACUUUUAUGACCAUUUUUAGGCCUUUUUUGAGUUUUUGAGAGCCCAGAACUUGGCUCAGAGGUCCAUUGGGAGACUAAAAUUUUUAGGGUGUUCUUAUGACCCCAAAAGCUGUCCAUGGACCAAAUUUCAUCAUGAUUUGAAGUGUUGAGUAAAAAAGGUUCCCUUGUAAACUACUAGAAAACUUAUAUUUCAUUAAAAAUCUAGAGUGAAAGUUGAAACAGUUCUCUUGUGGAAGGAAGUUUUACAUACAUUGAUUAUUUAUUUUCACAGAGAGGCACAGAAAUGCGUCAUUAUUGCAAGUUCAAAAGAUUACGAAUCACGGCAUGGACUUCUUGAUGAUGAUAUGUGUGCAAACACAGAACGUGUGGAUGGAUACAUUUGUGGAAAAUCAGCCGGAUCAUCAUGA